AGGUGAACCGCUGCACAUGGCCUACCGUAUGAUACGACCCAUAGGUCACGGAGCCUUUGGUUCGGUGUACGAAGCAAGGGAUGUGAAAUCCUUGCAGAUGGUGGUGUGUAAGGUGAUUGCAAAAGCAACAGCACCCGAUCACAAUGCCAUCCGCAAUGAAAUUGCCGUUUUAAAGGCGUUGGAUCAUCCGCAUAUCCUGCGUAUUUUUGACCACUUUGAACAUGGAGGUCCACAUGACCCAGCCUUCUACGUCAUUUGUGAAAAUUUAUCCGGCGGCGAUCUGCAACAAGAAGUGAGCCGUUCCCGUCACGUGGCC
Cladocopium goreaui is the source of this 316-nucleotide messenger RNA. Lineage: Eukaryota; Dinophyceae; Suessiales; Symbiodiniaceae. The record is from the annotation of a GenBank genome assembly.